Molecule: messenger RNA, 3019 nt
Organism: Xyrauchen texanus (razorback sucker)
Lineage: Eukaryota; Metazoa; Chordata; Actinopteri; Cypriniformes; Catostomidae
Product: E3 ubiquitin-protein ligase RNF126-like
Exons: 9
Coding region: 69-998 (309 amino acids)
Biological process (GO): positive regulation of DNA-templated transcription; ubiquitin-dependent protein catabolic process; protein ubiquitination
Cellular component (GO): nucleoplasm; cytoplasm
Molecular function (GO): ubiquitin protein ligase activity
Source: RefSeq, a predicted model, not a curated record
CACUGUUUGUCCCGUCCGGGCUGCCGUACUUGGCUUCGUUUUCGUUGUCAGUCGCUCCCGUAGUGAAGAUGGCGGAAGCUCCCGCGCGGCCCAACCGGUUCUUCUGUCACCGCUGCUCGGAAGAAAUCAGCCCGCGCCUCCCGGAUUACAUCUGUCCGCGGUGUGAGUCUGGCUUCAUUGAGGAGUUACCUGAAGAGGGAAGAGCAGAGAACGGGUCCACAUCUACAGCCUCUAAUGAUCAGAACCGUCCCGCAUUUGAGAAUGUGGACCAGCAUUUGUUUACAUUCCCACAUGGUUACGGGCAGUUUGCUCUGGGGAUCUUCGAUGAGGGCUUUGACUUCAGGGCGGGUUUGCCCAUGGAGGAUAACCGUGACGCAGAGAACCGCAGAGAACAGGAGAAUGCCUCGCGGCAACGGUACGGGGCGAGACAGCCACGAGGACGCCACAUUCCCCGAAGACAAGGGGCACGGCAUGAGGGUGUGCCAACCUUAGAGGGAAUAAUUCAGCAGUUAGUUAAUGGAAUCAUCGCUCCGACAGCUAUGCCAAACAUGGGAAUUGGGCCAUGGGGAAUGUUGCAUUCAAACCCAAUGGACUAUGCAUGGGGUGCUAAUGGAUUAGACGCCAUCAUAACACAGUUAUUAAAUCAGUUUGAAAAUACGGGUCCCCCUCCAGCAGACAAAGAGAAGAUAAAGACUCUCCCCACAGUACAGAUCACAGAUGAGCACGUGGGUGCCGGUCUGGAGUGUCCUGUUUGUAAAGAAGACUACAGCACAGGAGAGAACGUUAGACAGCUUCCCUGCAAUCAUCUCUUUCACAACGACUGUAUAGUUCCCUGGCUCGAGCAGCAUGACACGUGUCCAGUGUGCAGGAAGAGUUUGAGUGGGCAGAACACAGCCACGGAUCCACCCGGCCUAUCAGGGAUGAAUUUCUCCCCCUCGUCCUCCUCUUCGUCCUCCUCCAGCUCUCCAAACAAUGAGAACGCCACCAACAACUCGUAAGACCUCAGCGCACAUCCGGAUCACAUGAGCACAACAUCAUCUCAGCUCAAUAGUGCUGGUCUGGCCAACAAACCACACCUUUACCUUCCACUGAUAACGAGGCCGAGCGGCACUGAACUGAGAACGUGUGGAACCAGGGUUGCAGAAAACCUCUGAACCCGAACAUCACUAACAUGCAUUUGACAAGCCCUGGAACGGCGGAAACAGAGGACAACCAAAACCCAGAAGAGCAAAUACACUCUUAUAUUCCUUCUAACAGCAUUUUGUUUCUUUUUUAAAAACUGUUGAACUCAAGAACGAUCAUUCCUCAAGAAUUCAGCUGGCGGACGGCAGCGCCUGUCCGCGUGAUGUGGUUUUAAUCAGCAGAACGCACAGGAAAAGAGACGAAGAGGAGGUUGCGUGAUGCGGAUGACAGUGCCAGAUACGAAGACUCGCGGAAUUGAACUGCAUUUUACAAGCAGACUUUGUGUCUCUCAGAAGAGGGGCGCAUUAAUAAAAGAACCUUUUCUUUUUAUCAUUUGAUUUUUAUUUGACAUAUAAAAGUGGCUAAUGUGAACCUGCAUAUGAGCGAAUUCACAAAACUUGUCAAGAACGGGUCAAAUUUCACCCCAAAAUCAAAAGGAAGGAAUACAAAUUUAUAUUCAGCUUGAAGAAAAUGAAGGCAAUUUUUAAGAACAUUUAAGAUUGAUUUUUUUUUUAUGACAAUGUAGCACAUUUACACAAAUUUACAAAUUCCAUAACCGUAAAUGAAUCGUUAAAGGGAUAGUUCGAUAUUUAAAAAGGGACGCCGUUAAAGGGAUAGUUCACACAAAUCUCUGUAAUUCCUCACAAUACAAGUGAAUUGUUACCAGAACUUUGAAGCUCCAAAAAGCACAUAAAGGUAGCAUAAAAGUAAUCGUAUGGGUCCAGUUGUUAAAAACAUAUCUUCAGAAGCUAGGUAAGUGGGUGAGAAACAAAUCAAUUGUUCCCUUUUUACGUUCAAUCUUCACUUUAACUUCUUUCUUCUAAUUCUAACAUCUUUUAAUUUUUUUGUUUUUGCCGAUUCGCGUUCUCCAUGCAUAUCGCCACCAGGGCAGUUCAAAAGGACUUGCAUAUUGAUCUGGUUCUCUGCCACACCUAUCCUAUCGCUUCUGAAGAUAUCGAUUUAAACACUGGAGUCUUAUGGAUCACUUUUAUGCAGCCUUUGUGUCCUUUUUAGCGCUUCAAAUUUUUAGCAUUUUAUGGAGCUACAGAGCUGAUAUCUUUAUAUUUAGCAGAAUGGAAGAAAGUCAUACACCUGGGAUGGCAUGAGGGUGAGAAAAUGAAAGAGUUGUCAUUUUUGGGUGAACUAUUUCUUUAAUUUAUGCUUAAAUAAAUACAAUUGUAUUACAGUUUUCUAUUUCUACUGUUGUACAAUAUAAAGUACUGUAUCACAGUAACGUAUCGCCAUUGAGAACAAAGGGAAACUUAAAAGCUAAAUGCAUUAUGGUAAUUCGAUUUGUAUUUGUGUUACAAUUAAAAAUGUGCUUAGUUGUCAAACAAAGCGCUCUAAAUAGGCUUCAUUUUCUUUAUGCCAAAAAUAUUUUUUGUUGGGCUUGAUUUUGGUGAAAUAUGACUUGGACCUGUUAUAUUUAUUGAAAAACAAAUAAAAUUGCAUCAUUUUGUGUUAAGCCAACUAAUCCAAUAAUAUGUUACCGAGGAAAACACUGACUGUACUGUAGGUUUCUCUCCUCUAUAUUAAUUUGCACAGUAUUAUUUUUUUUCAUGAACAAACUGAAAAAUGUGAAUGUCUUUGGCGACAUUUGAUAUGAUUUUUUUUUUACAUCUUGUGUCAUCCUUGCAACUUUUGUCAUAGAGGAAACCCUGCAUGUUUGGACUUCUUUACAAACACCACACAAUAACACAAUCUCUCUCUUUCUUUUUUUAAUCUCUCCCGUCCACACACAUUCAGUCACUUUCAGUUCAAGGUGACUUAUUUUAACUUAUUUUAAGUUAAAUGAUUUGUUUUUGUAAAUCAUAAUAAAAUCAGAUGAAUGUACCCU